AUGCCGAGAGUGACACCACCUCGAUCCCCACGCUCUGAGCCUGCGCAAGCCGCAGCCUCUGGCGCGGAAUCUUCGUUAGGUCCAAGUGUCAACCCCGAUCCUGGUCCAAGAUCCGUGACAGCAGCCGACGCGCAAGCCGCUGCUCUAAGCGCGGAUUCGCCAGGGGAGGGUGCCAACCAGGCAGAGGCUGAGGUGACGUCCUUGUCGGAACUCGGUUCAUUGGCCAUUGAUGCGUUGAACCUGUUCAUCGACAACCAAGACCCACCAGCCGCUGCCGCAGGCGCGGGUUCAGAAAGCUCGAAGUGGGCAGGUGCAGCCUCCGAGGCUGAUUCAGGCCCUACUCUCUUUCCGCCUUCCGUGAUUGAGCACGAAGAUAGGGAUCUCGAGCUUGAAGAACCCUUCGCCGGCCCAAAGGGUCUAGACUAUCCCGGCGACACAGAGAUCCAUCCUCUCGAUAGCCCCACGGCCGAAGACCAUCCGGCCCCCGUGGACGAGCAUUCGUUAGGUAAUACCCAAGAUAUGCAACCCUCCCCUGAUCAAGACCAUCCGGUCCCAGAGGAGGCAACUUCGGCCAGUGCGGACGCCCCUAAUCCGACAGACCAAGGCGAUCUCGCCCCUGCGGAGGAGGAGCCUGAAGAGUUCGUGCCACCCGAAACCCUAAUUGCCCAGGCAUCAUCUACACCUAAUAGUCCUCCCCUAUCCACUAAUAACCUGUUUGAUCCACUUGGUGAAGACGAGGAGUCCUCCGCUGAGGACGCUGUGGAAGAAGGGAUUGCGCAACGCAUCCAAGAGCAGUACGACUUGGAGGCAGCGCUGGAGGAGUCAGCCCGGAUCGCAGGCGUCGAGCCGGAACCGGCUGACUUGGGUGUCGGUGAAGCCGCUGCCAUUGGCGCGGGAAAGGGGGAGAGAGACCGCACCCGUAGGAGGGGGUGCCGUGCCGGCGCCAAACACGUCGCGGGCCGUGAAAACCUCUCCUAUGGGCAGACGUGUGAAUACAUCCGUGCACAGCUCGGUGAUUCCACUUAUGCGCGGUUCGGCCGCCGCUUCAAUCUCCCUCACAUUCCCCCACAAGUGGCCCGCAAGCAGUACCCGGAGUGGUUCGGAUAUGUUCUUCGACAUUCUGAGAGGUGGGCGUCUGAUGCAGAGGGAGAGCUUUUGCCAGUGGACACCAUCACUCGAUGGGCGACCAUCCUGCCUGAGCUGUGGCAGUUCCUCUAUUCGAUCGACUCCACUUUGCUGCAAGGCCACUUCGGGAUCAUCCUCCGCGGUCAGUGCAGCGAUAGCCACGGCUCCUUGGUAGAAGCAAAGGCCACCAAGACCAGUGCCGGAAAGUCAGUGUCAAAAGGGAUUGAGACAAAGCCAAAGUCUGUAGCCGCAGGGCCGAAGUCUAAGCCAGCCGCAGCCUCUGGCGCGG
This is a messenger RNA of Durusdinium trenchii, 1414 nucleotides long. The record is from the annotation of a GenBank genome assembly. Lineage: Eukaryota; Dinophyceae; Suessiales; Symbiodiniaceae.